CAGGCGUAGUUGGCGUCCUGCAGCUUUCGUUAUGCGCAGGCGCGUCCAGCGGGGGCGGAGCGAAUAAGGUGGGAAGACGACGCGCAAGCGCAUUGCUUUUUCCGUUUUGUAGAGAAGCGCCGCACGCGCUACGCGAAGGGCGGGGCAGGGGGGAGAGCGUGAGUAGUCCGUUGUCCUAUCAACCGAUCUUGGUGGAAGAGCGGUGGGCGGGGCCAUGGUGACAGAGCCCGCUUCCUCAUUGGUGGAGGCUGAGGCGCCUCCGACCCUGAUUGGCUAUGCAGCCACAGCAGUCAAUUAGGCUGUUCGGGCGCGGUGAAACGGCAUUUCCCCCCUCCCUUUCCUUUCCUUUCUCCUCCUCCAGAAGGUUCCGCGCCGGCUUCCCUCACGCUUCGCCGUGAAGAUGAUGGGCCAGCGCCCCGUCCUCGUGCUCAGUGAGUCUGAGGGAAAGGGGGUGGGUGAGAGGAGCCCCUCCAUGGACCCGCCCCUCCUCUGCCACCCCCACGAAGACCCCCCCUCAGAAAACCCCCUUAAUUCGAUUAUCUCACCCUUCCCCAAUUCCCUCCCGUAAUAUCUCUUUUCAGAUAUGCAUAGAAAGUAUAUGUUGGAGACCACUCCUUAUUAUUGCCCCCUCGCACUAAAUUCCCCAUAUAAUUCUCUGCCUCCUUUAGCUCCCCCCCCUAUAAACUGAACCCCAACAUUCCUGGUUGCUCCUGUCUCGCCUCCCCGACUGUAUAAUAAACAUGCCCCAUAAUUUAUAUAUACCCCACCUCUUCUAUCCCUGGAAAGUAUAUUCUGGACACCCCCUUCCCCCCUUAACCACCUACAUUCCUUGAUACUCCUGUUUAGUCCCCCUCCCACAAAAAACCAAGUGUGUAAUAGGAACCUUUCCUGUUCCCCUUCAAAUUCUCCUCAACAACGUUCUCCUUCAUUUAUACCCUCCUCCCUCCCAAAAAAGUGCCUAUUAAGAGGCCUUUUUGUUGCCCCUCAAAUAAUUUUUCUCCUGCUGUAUUAAAACACUUCUUGCUCCGGCCCACCUAUGUUUCACUGAAUUCUGCCCUGUUUCACAUUCUUCCAAAAUUUCCUAAAUUCUGUAUCUUCCCCAUCCCCCCGAAAGUAUGUGUUGGGCAUUUCUCCUGAUCAUUCCAAACCCCUCCCAGAAUGCCCCACUUCAUUUAAUCCCCCCUCCAUACUCAAAAAGUGUAUAUUGGGGGAGGGGGGCUUCUACUAAAUCUUCCCCAUAAUUUCCUGCUUCUUACAUGCUGCCUCCUGCCUUCCCAGUUAAUAAUCAUGUAUUAGGUUGAGCUACUAUGAGCCUUAAUAGUUUUUAGGGUCCUGAUCUGCUGUACCCCAUUGUGUUUCAAGCUGGGAGUAUAUUGUGGAUGUGCCUUCUCUUGUCAGUAAGCUGUUUGCGUGGAGGGUGCUCCCUUCAUCGGUCUCCUCAAAUAUACCCCCCCCAAUAAUUCUUCUCCCGCUGUAUUAAACACCUCUUCUUCCUACCCACCUUUGUUUCAUUGAAUUCUGCCUUGCUUCACAUUUUAUCACUGUCCGUUCCCUCACACUUUACACAUAUUAUUCUCCAUUUUAAGAUGCCUAAGGCAUCACACAAAACUAGGAAUGAAUGUUGGUGGCCCUGCCUCCUUUAAAAAAAUAUUCUCAGUAGACUAGUUUUGCUAUUUUGUUCUGAUUACUAGUUUCUUGGCUCCAGUAUUGGAUUGCUCUUGUUGGAUCCUCCUUCCAUCCAUAAAAGGAGAAUCAAAGUGAGAUUUGACACACUAUCGGAGUGGAUAGAGAGAGUUUCCAAAUAUGGGUGUGGAUUUCUGGUGCAGAACACGCCACAUGUGUGCAGCAGAUAGCAGGGUUGUGGAGAUGGCAGGAGUAAAUAUCUGAAAUGGGGAUACACUUAAAGUGUGCGUUGAGAGAGUUCCCUAAAUCAGCUUUCUGUUGCAGGCUCAAAUAUCAUACAAUACAUUCCCAUGUCAUUAACAAUAGGAGUUAGGUUUCCCUUAGUCUCUCCCUAGAGUCAAAUGAAUGUAGUUGAAAAUUGAAUAAGCCAGUGAUAGCCCUUUCCUUGCUCGUCAUAGUUAUUGGAUGUUUUUAAUAUACGUUCCUGUCUUUGUUGGGGUGUGGAGAAUGGAGAUUGUAGCUGUCUGACUGCAAACUGUUUCUUAAAGGGCCCUUCUCUUAAAGAGAUAGAUAGACAGAUAGAAAGAAAAGAACAUUGAUAUGUAUAGAGAGAAAGUAGAUACUUAGCAAUUAGCAAUGUGUGUUUAUUCUACACAUUUAACAAUUUAUAUACUGUAUUGCUUAACUACAAAUUGUUUCAACUGCAUGUUUAGUCAGAAGGACUCAUGGGAAAGAACUCAUAAAUGAAAUAAAUAAUAAUAAGUAACUACCGCCAAUUGGUAACUGUUUUUACUGUGGUAUGCCGAUUGUAGAGUUGUUGCAGUAAAAAUGUUCUGUCAUUAGCAUUUGAACAUUCUAGACCAUUGUUGGGGGGAAAUAAUGUACCAUGUAGCCCUUAAGACAAAAAUGGGUAUUCCAGAAGCCUUGCAGGAACAUCACAAGCAACUAUAUUGCCAUUUAGGGUUGGUUGGUUAUGGAUUUGAUUUGGCUACUAGAGAAGUGAUUUCCUACAUUGCCUGCUACAAAUUGUGUAAUAUUCCAUUUCUGUUCCUUUAAGACAAGCUUUAUUUACCUAUGCUGUGCUGUUAUGCAUUCUUACCUGAGAAUACUUCUCAUUGAAUAUGGUGGGAUUAAUGUCUGAUUAAGCAUGCAUAGGAAUGUGCUAUAGGUAGCAGAAGUCACAGAUUAUUAUUGCACUGGGCCCAUUCUAAAAUCCCAUGGAGGGGAGGGAAUAGGAAAACAAGGAGGAAUGAAUGUGAACCAAAGAAGUAGUUAGGGUGAAAAUGGGAGGUCUACAAGAGAAAUUUUAAGAAAGAGAGCCUGCAUUUUUAUGAACGAGUUGUAUUAGAUGAUUUUUGUAAUUGUUUUUCUGUUUGCUUUAGGUCAGAACACAAAGCGAGAGACUGGCAGAAAAGUCCAGACCGGAAAUAUUAAUGCUGCUAAGGUAUAUUUUUCUGUAAAAUGCAUUAGGGAUGUGAAAGACAGCCUGUUAAAAGUGCACACAGGAGUGGGUGGUGACCAGAUAAAAAGAGGGUAAUACUUUUUUACUUUUAACCAUUGCCUAGUAAAGAAAGUUUCAUCAAGGACACAAAGCUCUCCUGCCAGCAUUCCUUCUUCUGUAUUUGUUUAGUCUAAAAAGAGACGACAGGCAGACACACAAACACAAAAAAAUAGAAGUCGUUCCUCAUUGAAGUUUUGGGUUAAAGUUGGAUCCUAGGUCUGAAAAGACUGAAGGCUGCUGAUUUAAUAUUUGAUGCAACAGAACUUUCAAGCCUUUGCAUAAUAAUAUCUAAUUACCUUUUACCCAUGGUCUCCAGAGUUCACUUGUCUGUCUUUUCACUUCCUUUCAGUAGCACACAGUUCUCCUGUCUCCUAGCCAAACAGAUCUUUUUUCUCCCUACACAGAAUAUGACCUGUUUUUAAGUGUUCUGUUGGCAACAGCUUCCUCUGCAGAUGUUGGAAUGUUUAUGAAUAUUCCAUAGUAUCACAACAUGUUUCGGCUUACAGUUGACAGACAGUAGCUAAUUUUGUGUCUCAUAAUGUUUCUGAAAUUCAGUGAAUAACUAUCAAGGAUUUACCUAAGCUUUUCUUUUAAAAUCAUGUUGCCUUAUUGAUUCCUUCCAUUUCAGACCAUUGCUGAUAUUAUCAGAACAUGCUUAGGACCAAGGGCCAUGAUGAAGGUGAGAAUACAUUUUCCCAUCAUUGCUCCAUUAAUUCACAGUAAAGAGAGAAUCUGAAUACACAUUCUCUUUUGUUGAUAUUGCAUUCCAUGUAAUCUGACAUAAGUGUUUCUAAAUCUCCAAUGCAGAUGCUGUUGGACCCAAUGGGUGGCAUAGUUAUGACCAAUGAUGGCAACGCCAUUCUUAGAGAAGUAAGUCUCCUUGGUGCUCACAGGAGCUGUAGUUUCUUAGGGCUUAGCCAAAAGGCAGGCACAGCCUAAGAAAUAAAUAUAUAGUCUGUCUUGCCACAUAUGAUUUGAAGAAUUGUGAAAUUGAACGGUGGGAAGUGCCUCUUAAUGGGAAUGCCCCAAAAUUAACUUUAACAGCCAAAAUGGCUUUUGAGAAGCACUUUAGGGCAGCCUUCAUGCUCUUAUUCCACCUGAAACAGGAAUAUGGGGGCUGCCUUACAUUGUUUUUCAAAAGCACUGUUUGAAGCAACUUGCACGCUUCUCUUGUCCACUCACAGGAGAAGUGCACAGUCUGCUUCAAACAGUGCUUUUGGAAAGUGCUUUAAACUCUGCUCACCGGAUGAUGAAUAGGGAUUAAUCCUGCUGCCUUGGCUGUAUGAUCCUGUUCCCUUCUGGGAACAGAAUGCACGGCAAAUAUAGUGAAGCAUUAAACCCUGUCCUGUAAUCCCAUUCCAUCUCUAUGUAGGUCUAAUUCAAGACCCCCUGGUGUUUCAGGAGGUUUCAAUAAGGGAGCAGGAGUGCUCUAGAAUGCAAGGUUUGUUCAUGAGUCCUUCCUUCCUUCCCUUUACAGAUUCAGGUCCAGCACCCAGCUGCCAAGUCCAUGAUUGAAAUCAGCCGCACUCAGGAUGAAGAGGUGGGCGAUGGGACCACAUCUGUGAUUAUACUUGGUAAGAUCACUCUGUGUAUGCUCUUGUAUGCCUGCCUGCACAAAAGAAACCGUAAAUCAGAGAAGCAUGUUGGUGCAUUAAAUGGCCACAAAUGAUUCACCUCUGUUGAGGUGUUGUGGGUAUCAUUGUGUUGGAGACAAAAGAAAUAUUGAGCACUGGAUGCAACCUGUUGUUUGAAUGAAUGGGAUCUGGACACAAGAGCAUUGUAAUUCUGUUUCACAGAUCCUUUUCAUUUCAAUGGGACAUGCAGGAGAAUCUCUGGCUUUGACCCUGUGUUAAAUGGUGAGGGGUACCAUUUGGAUUUGCCAGCUCUUGGUAAAAAAACCAAACAUGUUCAUAGGUUCUUGCAUAUUAAUGAAGCUAAUUUAAAAUGAAAAGCUGUUGGCUCUCCCCAAUACGAUCCUUUCCCAAGAGAGCAAACCUAGAUAGAGCUUGUAACAUGAAAGAAUCAGAUAGUUUAGCAUUAUUAGCAACAGUCUAGCUCAGUACUUCUGUCUUAGCCCACUGUGAGUCACAUGCUGUCAAAAGGAACUAUUUCUCCUCCAUGCCUGGAAUUGAUGACACUUCUGGUUUUUGCCUCUGUUUUGUACCAGCUGGCAGAGCGAUCAUUGGGGGAGACCUGGGGAUAAAGGUCUUGAGAUGCUCUGACUAAUUUGUGUCACUGGCCAUAACUUGUGCUAACUGUAGUUCAUUACUGUGUGCAAUUCAGAAGCAUUGCAGUUGGUUGCAGAAAUCCUCAUUAACUGCUCUCUGUUUGCUGUUUAGCCGGUGAGAUGUUGUCAGUUGCAGAGCACUUCCUUGAGCAGCAGAUGCACCCAACAGUGAUCAUUAGUGCAUACCGAAAAGCUCUGGAUGACAUGAUCACUGCUCUGAAAAAGAUCAGGUGAGCAGGGAAGCUGAAAAGUAGAAGGGAAUAUGGUGGAUGGGCAGGUGAUCUGAUGACCCAUGUCUGGACACCUGAGGGAUGUGACAGAAAGGCAGAUGAAAAGCCCAGAGCUAGGUAGAAGUGAUGCAAGAGUAGUUGUGAUCAUCACUUUGUCCAAGUGUUUGUGCCUCUAGGUGCAAAUUCACAUUUGAUCCCUCUCUAUUCCUUUCUGAGGAGGGACCCUUAUUUACAUGAUAUACUAAAUUAUUUGCAUGUGGAAGGUCCGAGGGUUAUCUGCCUGAGAUCUUGAAGUUCUGUUGUCAGAAUUGACAGUUUUGGAGUAGAUGAAACACUUGACUUGGUUUAAGCAUCUUUGAUAAGAGCAAAGCAUUACAAAUCAAAAUAAAGUUGAAACAUGUAGCUGGGGCAGUUGCAGAGAACUUCAUGACCAUCCAAUCUGCUUCAAGUGUGCUUUGAUUUGGUCUUCGGUUGUCCCCAAAGUCUACUAGCAUGCUCAGCCAACAGUGAACUGCGUAAAGUUCUAUUCUGUUUGUCUUCUGGAUGACAUGCUUUAUGCUUGGUUUUUGCAGCACUCCAGUCGACAUUGGCAACAGAGAAGCUAUGCUUAAAAUAAUCAACAGUGCUAUCAGCACAAAGGCUAUCAGUCGCUGGUCAGAUCUGGCCUGCACCAUUGCUCUCGAUGCAGUCAGGACAGUGGAGUUUGAAGAGAAUGGCAGGAAGGAAAUCGACAUCAAGAAAUAUGCCAAAGUAGAAAAGGUACAAAGGGGAAAAAAUGUACUGCUUUUUUGAAGGCCUGGAAGAAAAUGAUUUGAAGCCCCUUAGGAAUCACUGACACCAUCUUAGAUUUGUGAAAUAAACAAACAAAAAUACAGAGAAUGAAUAUAGAUUGAUCCUUCUGAGUUCAUAUUUGCUUUAAAGUAUGGAAGAGCCUUGCUCUCAGAGUCAGAAUAUUGUUUAAAGCGUAGUUUAUAACAUACCAGAACAUAAAAGGUAAAAAGGUAAAGGACUCCUGGACAGUUAAGUCCAGUCAAAGGCGACUAUGGGGUUGUGGCGCUCAUCUCACUUUCAGGCCAAGGGAGCCGGCGUUUGUCCACAGACAGUUUUCCAGGUCAUGUGGCAGCAUGACUAAGCCGCAUAUAUACAAUCAAAACAAAGGGAAGGUUGUAAUAAAACACAUCCACAUGCAUUACCACCUACAUGCCUUCGUAGCAACAAAUACAAAAGAGAUUGCCUUUCCCCCACUUUUCUCUUGUUCCUGACUUGUGGGUGUCCUCUUUGCCUCAUCCAGAUUCCCGGUGGCUUUAUUGAGGAUUCAUGUGUCCUGCGUGGGGUCAUGAUCAAUAAAGACAUCACUCACCCCCGGAUGCGUCGCACCAUCAAGAACCCCCGCAUCAUCUUGCUGGAUUGCUCAUUGGAGUACAAGAAAGGCGAGAGUCAGGUAUGUUGGGCUGCAAGUCUCAUCUGCUCUUCAGUGCUGAGGGCUGGAAUGGAUUGAACCCAAGCAUUUCUCACAUCUUUUUAAACAUUGUAUUCUUAUUGUUAUCAGUUCAGAAUACAAAAGAUACAAUUCAAGAUAUACGAAAGGAAAGAAAGAGCUAGCUAUCUAAACAAUAAUUGAGAUAAAACAAAUGUGAUCAAAUGAUACAGGCUCAUGCCCUCAGCAGUCUCCAUUGAUGGAUUUAUGUUUUCUUGUACCUUAGAAGGUAAAGCUAACUCCCAGUGUGCUGGCUGAAGCUGAUGGAAGUUGUAGUCCAAAACAUCAGGAGGGUAUCAGGUUGGGAAAAAUUGACCACCAUUUUAUGUACCUCUUAUUGUUUAAAGAGAAUUAUAAGCAUUAUAUAUUGUCAAAUCAGUCAGGAGAUAUACUUUCCAGUUAGCGGAGGAUGCUUUGGCCUAAAAGGCAGCAAAUAAUGAAAUAAGCAAAAGUUUAUGAAAGAACCAAAUAUGCCCAGUGGAGUAUAAAUCUCACUUGUCUUCUUUUAUGCAGACUGACAUUGAAAUAACUCGUGAGGAGGACUUUGCUCGCAUUCUGCAGAUGGAGGAGGAGUUUAUUCAUCAGAUGUGUGAGCACUUGAUCAAAGUCAAACCAGAUCUCAUCAUCACAGAGAAGGGAAUCUCAGGUAAACACCAAAGUGUAUUUCUGUGGGUAAACAUCUGGUUAUUAAAAUCUUCUCUUCUUCCUGCCUUUGCAUUGUACUUAAUAUGUUUUGUUUUCAGACCUGGCACAACAUUUCCUAAUGAGAGCCAAUAUCACAGCCAUACGUCGGGUGAGGAAAACUGACAAUAACCGGAUUGCAAGGUGAUUGCAACACUGAUUUUUGUUUUUGAUGGCAUGCCAAGGGUGCUUUCUUUUCUUCUGCAUUCCAUCAGUUAGUUUUUAAUCUUUAGGGUAGCAGCUAUCUUAGCCAGGGCAGAGCAUAGUGGUGAGGAGCCAGAUAUUUUUGUACUCUCCCUUCUUGUUACUACAUGCUGGCUGAGGAUGAAAGCUUUGAUGUUCUGUCUGUUUAGUCAGGAUUGUAUAUAUCUUUUGGGGGAAAUUUGAAAGCAUGGGAGAAUGCUUAAGUUCUGGAAACUUCCUUUUAUGCCUUAAGCCAGCUGUGGGGGGGAGUAAGGGAUUAGAAGCUUCCUAAUAAUCACUAGUAGGAAACACGGAUGAUUGGGGGAGGAAACUUCACUGCCUGGCCUUCAAAACUGCAAACUUAUCUGAAACCAGGCAGAGAGGCUAGGCAUGCAGCUGAUUAGAUGCCAGCUUGAUUUGUGUCCUGAAGGAAGGGUUGCCAAUCCUCUGAAGAGCAGAUAAGGACACAAUUUCCCAACAGUUCUGAGACCCAGUUUUCUCCUCUUCAAAAUUAUCCACUAGCAAGAAAAUGAAACUGUUGGUAAUGCCUGUCCUCCAAGGAAGAGUCUUGGAUGCAGGUGUGGAGCUACAGCAUUGGAGAUGUGUCUUUUGCUCUAUUUCUGCAGGGCCUGUGGGGCUCGUAUUGUCAGCCGCCCAGAUGAGCUGCGUGAGGAGGAUGUUGGGACUGGGGCAGGACUUUUUGAAGUGAAGAAAAUUGGGGACGAGUACUUUACAUUCAUCACUGAGUGCAAGGAGCCCAAGGCCUGCACCAUUAUGCUCCGGGGCGCUAGCAAAGAGAUUCUGGCGGUAAGCACCCAGUCAUUAAUAGGAGACAGAUAAGCAACAACUUUUGUUCAGGGCUUUUUUUUUCCCUGGGGAGACAGGAGAGAUGUGGCUUUGGAAUGGAAUCACUUAAAGAUGAUCCAAAUCUAUGUCAACCUGUUUUGAAUGUUGAGAGUUUAAAAGAACCCUCUGGAACAUCUAGUCCAGCCUUCCUCAACAUGGUGCCCUUCAGAUAUUUUGGAUAGCUCCUGUUAUUCCCAGCCAGCAUGGCCAACAGUCAGGGAUGAUUGGAGUUGUAACUAAAAGCAUCUUGAGAGCAGCAGAUUGAGGAUGGCUAGUCUAGAUCACUUCCAAGAAGCUCUCUGAAACUUAAUAUCUUUCAAACUCCUGAUGGCUCUUUGUGCACUGUUCGUUUGUUUUCAGAAUUAAAGUUGGCACUUGCUUUGAGUGUAGUUCUAAAACUUUUUUGUUUUUGAAAUGUUGGUGUGUUUGCUGCCCCAAGAUCUUUCAGGAGGAAGGGCAGGAGAUAAAUUCAGUUAAGAAUAAAAAGGUUUACCUUUUAGAGUAAUGAGUGUGAAUAGCCUGUCCUUGGGUAAGUUAGUCCCUGUUGGUGUUCUGCGUGUAUUUCUGCAUCAGGAAUGGUUGGCGCAUUUUGUUGCUCCUUAUAGAGAAAUGCCUUGGAAUUGCCUGCGCUCAGUGGAUUUUGUCUGAAAGAAGGCAAGGUGAAAACAGUGACGCCUGCACCAAGCAGCCUCCCCUCAUGAGAGGCUUUCCGUAUUUCAUUCAUUUAGUUAUUGUAUCCACAGCCAUCUCCCCUUUGAAAUGUUCACCAGUUUGCUAAGCAUGAAAUGUGAACCUUUGCACUCUCUCCUCUUCCCCUUUCUUGCAGGAGGUGGAGCGCAACCUCCAGGAUGCCAUGCAGGUCUGUCGGAAUGUCCUGAUUGAUGCGCAGCUGGUGCCAGGAGGUGGUGCUUCUGAGAUGGCCGUUGCUCAUUCCUUGACAGAGAGGUCGAAGGUCAUGACUGGGGUGGAGCAGUGGCCCUACCGUGCAGUUGCCCAGGCCCUAGAAGUCAUUCCCAGGACCCUGAUUCAGAACUGUGGCGCUAGUACCAUCCGCACACUCACUUCACUACGGGUAAGGGAUGUGUUUGCUGUUGCUGCUGUUCUGCUCUGAUUCCUCUCCUUUUGUCCUUGCAGCUAAUAGCUGAAGAUUGUCAAAAGCAAGAAUUGUGCUAGGUGCUCUGUGCAGAGUAGAAAUGAUAAUUUCUGCUCAGAGGCCCUAGAAAUCAUUCCAGAAAAGAUUGUGAGCUCUGAACCUCAAAUGUUAAAUCAGCUGGGAGUGAGCGUAAGCUGAGUAGAUGGGAGUCCUUUAGGAAUGGUCACAGGGCUGCUUCAUGACCUUUGGAACUACUUGCUUUUCAGAAGUGUGGUAUGGGGGGUGCAACUGGAUUGCUCAGUUGAAUCAGUAAGUAGAAAUCGGGCAAUUCUGAUAUUGCAUUGCAUCAGGACUUUCUAUUGUUGCUUACAGGCCAAGCACACCCAGGAAGGCAGUCAGACCUGGGGAGUAAAUGGGGAGACUGGAGCCUUGGCAGACAUGAAGGAGCUGGGUAUAUGGGAGCCUUUGUCUGUCAAGCUGCAGACCUACAAGACAGCUGUAGAGGUAAGAGAAACCACAAGCCUGAUUCCAUGGAAGCCAAAAGUUUUCACUACUCUGUGGAAAGAAGUGGGUGUAAAGUCUGCCUUGUUCAUUGCAAGUGAAAUUUUUAUUCCAAAGUUCUCUUCUGGGAGAAUGCUUUCUUCCCUCUGCAGUCUGCUGCUAUGUGCCAUGUUCAUACAAGAGCACUGAAAGAAUUCUUACUGGCUGCCCCACAACUUUGCUUCUCUAAGCCUGUUGAUCAGGCACAGGGAAGCUGUAGCCCUUCAGACUACAUACAUCUCACAUAAUGCCUGAGUGUUGGCCAUGCUGGCUAUUGGGAGCUGGAGGCCCACAAUAUCUGGAGGCCAACGGGUUAUUCAGCCAUGUUGAACAUUUUUGGAAUACCCUUUUAUAUAUUUUGGGUUAAGUUUGAUAAUGAGGGUGAAAAGGGCCUAAUUUGCUAGUCUGACUUCCUUGGAUGCAUUAUAUUUUUAGUUUAGUUGCCCAUCUCUUUAAUCUCAUGUCCCCACCUGUCUUAGGACAUGCUGUAAUCUAUAAAAUAUACCUUUUGGCACAAAUAUAAGACACACCCGCAAAUAAGACGCACCUUUAAAAUUGAAGGGGGAGGAGAAAAAAUAUAUAAGCUGCUUGCUUCCUUGGGGGGGGGGGGGAGCUGAGCUGCUUUGCUGGUGGCCUUUCCGCCUUCCCCCUUCCUUAGGCAGCUCAGGGAAGACUUGGGAGCGGCAGGCAGGUUGAGUGUGGCUGCUCCGUGCUCCCGGCUGUUCUCUGGAGGGGGGGGAUCUGCAUCACUUUGCCGGCGUUCUCCCCCCCCCCAGCGGAGGCUUGGGAGCGGCGGGCGGGCUGCACGCCAUUGCCCCAUGCUCCUGGCUGCUCUCUGGGGGAUGAGAGCCCUGUCACUUUGCCGGCGGCCUCCCCCCCCCCCGACUGCCGGGGAAGGUUUGGGAGCAGCGGGCGGUACACCGCAUAAGGUCACAAAUAUAAACCGCACUUAUAUUCCGCAUGGGCGGAAUUGGGGGUGUGUGGCUUAUAUUCAGGCCAAUAUGGUAAAAACAGUGUUCUAAUUGAUGCUUGUGAAGUGGGUGAAAAAAAUGAAUGGUGAUCAUCCAGUUAUAUGUUGGUGUUGGGCACACCAAGGAGAAAGUCUAGGAUCAUGCAAGAUUAAAUUGGGCAUUUGGAUAGAAUCUGAGCUUCGGUGCAAUUCCUGGAGCCAACAUUGUACUAGGUUUAAAGUUCUAUGUCUCGGAUGCCGCAAACGUAUUUAAAGUACAGGCACACACAAAUCUUGGGGGCUGUAGUUUUCCCCUCAGAGCUACAAUUCCCAGUGCCCCUUGUCAAGCUACAGUUCACAGGAUUCUUUGGGGGCAGUGCUUUAAAUGUAUGGUGUGUAUACAGCCAUAGUGUAAAGACCAGUUGGCAACUUGUCUUAUCUUACAAAUCACAGGAGUAUAGGAUGGGAAUUCUGCCUCUCCCAAGAUUAUUGUUCUUACUGACAAAAUGUUUUCUCCACGUUAGACUGCCGUCCUCCUCCUGCGUAUUGAUGACAUUGUUUCAGGCCAUAAGAAGAAAGGAGACGAUCAAAGCCAGCAGCAGCCAGGAGCCCCAGAUGGACCCCAAGAGUAACUUUGUGGAGUUUGGAAAGCUAUAGGGAAAGCCAUGCACUGGGAUAGCUGGACAUGGAAACCACCUGGAUUGAUUUUGAGUGCUGCUUUUCUUCUCUCUCCCCUCCCCCACCUGCGUUCAAGGGCAGUCAGUGUCCAAAUACCGAUUUGUUUCAAGCUUGAAGCGGAGAGGAAAAAGGAAGGCCAAUGAUGUGUUGGUUGCCCCCAUUCUGUUAAGGAGACACUGACGCUUUAUUUAAACGUAUACUGUAGCUUCUUUGUGGCUUUAUUAAUAAAAAUGUCACCACAUUCAUAGAUCAA
Podarcis lilfordi (Lilford's wall lizard) is the source of this 12281-nucleotide messenger RNA. Lineage: Eukaryota; Metazoa; Chordata; Lepidosauria; Squamata; Lacertidae. The record is from the annotation of a GenBank genome assembly.